Penaeus vannamei (Pacific white shrimp) is the source of this 2127-nucleotide messenger RNA. NCBI's taxonomy places the organism in Eukaryota, Metazoa, Arthropoda, Malacostraca, Decapoda, Penaeidae. The record is from RefSeq and is a predicted model, not a curated record.
CGCCGAAGCCGCGACUCCCCUUUGCGGCGUUGACGGAGUGCGCUUUGAACCGGUGUGGAGUGGAUGUUGUUCGCGUUGGGUGGCCAAGCAUGGACUCGAGAAAUUCACGCUCGGGCAGGAAUCUGACGAAGAUCUUGAAGAAAACAAAAAGAGGAUAUGUCGUGUAUUACAUCGACGACCAUCGACCCCGCAAGACGAGGGAAAUGUCGCUCCGUCGCUUCAUCACGUUCCUCCUCUGCCUCACGUUCCUCGGGUUUAUCGCCGUUCAGUACGUUCUCAUGAACAGGUUCCUCCUCAACCACCAGCUGGCGAAGUCGACGAUCGUGAGAGGGCUUGAGAUUACAAAAAACGCACCUUAUACGGAACAAGCAGCUUUGAAAAACCUCUCGAGAAAAGAUGUGACACUCUACCAAAAAUCCCCAAUUGGGAAAGUAGACUCGUAUCGCACAGGAAACACAACAGCACCUUCGAACGUGGCGGGGGCGCAGAAACCAAACGAACAAACGAUUUCUGUCGUUGAGCCUUUGGGAUACAAAAUGGCUGCCCAAGAUACUCCGCCUUUGGGAGAGAAAAUGGUGGAUCCAAAAUUAGUAGCGGGUUCAGUGCCAGGUGAUUCAGGAGCAAAUAAUGUUGAUUUCCAAGCUAAGGAUGAUGUUGCAAAGCACGAUGAGGCGCUGCCAAAGAGUAGUGCAUCAGUAUCCGCGGAUCACUUGGAAGAUAAGGUAAUUGUGACGGGAGACAUUCAGGUGCAAAGCAAUGCCGAGCUUCCGAGAGCAUCUUCGAAAAUGAUGUCAACUCCAAAGCAUUCUGUGAGAAAAGUGCAGAACGCUCCUCAAGAACUGGUGUUCUAUGUCGUAAUCUGUAAAGGUCACCCUGACAACAUCAUGACGGACGUGAGGCGGCAAAUGAGGCAGUGUGAGGUCAUGCUGAAGUCUGCUGUGGCUUUCACAAAUUCUCUACUCAGGUUCAUCGUGUGCACGGACGCGGUCGAAGUCUACCGAGUGCUGAUCGAGGUGACGUCCAUGUGGGCGGCCGAGCAUCGCAACCGCAUCGUUUUCGAACGGCGUCCUGUGUGGUAUCCUCCGGGGCGCCCCGACCUGCAGGACGUCCGCUGGCCGUGUUCCACAGCCAAGCUCUUCCAAGCGUACCAGUUCCAAGACCUGGACGCUGUUAUCUACAUCGACACAGACGUUCUAUUCCUCGUCCCACCGGAGAACCUGUGGCAAGAGUUCUCGAAGUUCGACAGCGUGCAAGUGAUGGCGCUGGCGGCCGAGGCCCCCGCCGAUCCUUGGGAUCCCGACACGACCAGGGUGGAGGCGGGGCCAAGGAAACCAGUCAUGCGAACCCCGCCACACCCCACACGGCCUCAAUACCGGCGUCAUGCUCAUGAAUCUCACCCGCAUGAGGCAAUUUCCGGGCCACAUAGCGAGGUCGUCACCGCCUUCGACACCUUCGUCACCGUCAUGACUUCGACCCCCUCAAACCGCCUCGUCAACACCAUCUUCAGCCAGUACCCGAAUUUGGUACGUGAGCUGGACUGUGAGUGGAAUUACGUUAGCAAGCUGUGCCAGGGCGGCGACAUCACGUGCCCUCAGGUAUGGAAGCGAGGCGUGUCCCUCCUGCACGGAUACGGCCACCACUUCUACUACGACAGUCCCAAGUUUAUGGCUGUGUACCAAGCCUGGAGGAACUACGAGCUGGCCACGCCCCCGAAGGCCCUGCUGGACUCCCUGAAGAAAAACCUGGAAGCCGCGACGUCUGGGAGGCUCUGGCCAGGGUGUGAGAGCAUCAUCGACAUCGACCACGUGUUCAUCGACCCCGUGAGGCGCACCAUAAGCAACUACCUCGUCAACAAACUAAGGAGAUUCGUGACUCAGGUGUACGAGUCUCUAGGUCUGAGAAGAGGUCCUAAAGAGAUUGACAGGGAAUCGGGCGUCGACUUCAAGAUGUAAACAGAGGCGCGGUGACUAGCCUGCUGUGCAACUGCCUCUCGCUACCAGUGCACUGUUGGGAAAGCGCCGUUGGGUGGAACUGUGUAUGUGCUUCCGCUAUAAAUGAGCGAUUGGUUUUGCAAGGUUUUACAUUUCCCGUUGUAUUUCUUUUAUAAAUAAACCCGAUGGAAAAUUC